This is a messenger RNA of Octodon degus (degu), 1090 nucleotides long. RefSeq names its product TNF receptor superfamily member 18 (gene Tnfrsf18). Gene Ontology annotation, biological process: negative regulation of apoptotic process; positive regulation of cell adhesion. The transcript is spliced from 4 exons. Bases 29 to 1027 code for a protein of 332 amino acids. Gene Ontology annotation, cellular component: plasma membrane; external side of plasma membrane. The record is from RefSeq and is a predicted model, not a curated record. Gene Ontology annotation, molecular function: tumor necrosis factor receptor activity. NCBI's taxonomy places the organism in Eukaryota, Metazoa, Chordata, Mammalia, Rodentia, Octodontidae.
CCGGCGCGCGCUCCCGGCCUCGGCGCCAAUGGGUCCUCGGGCGGCCCUGAGCGGGCUCGCGCUGCUCAGCGCGCUCAGCCUUGGUCCGUGCCUUUCCAAGGGGCCCUGUGGCCCAGGCCGCUUCCCGAACGGAACAGGGACCCACUUGAGGUGCUGCAGCCUGAGCGCCCCGCGCGAGGCGGGCAAGACCUAUGCUGUAAGGGACUGUGAAUGUGUCCAGCCGGAGUACCACUGUGGCGACCCUGAGUGCCAGAGCUGCAAAUACCACCCUUGCCCACCUGGCACGGAGGCACAGCCUGAAGCAACCCCUCGGCCUGUCUGUUUGCCCCCAGGGAAGCUCACAUAUGGUUUCACGUGUGUCAGCUGUGCUGUGGGGACCUUCUCCCAGGACCAUCAGGGCCGCUGCAAACCUUGGGCAGACUGUGGCCGGUUUGGAUUUCUCACCAAGUUCCCUGGAAAUAAGACCCACAAUGCAGUGUGCCUCCCAGGACCACUGCCCACUGAGCCACACAGCUGGAUGAGCACUGUCCUUCUGGCUGUGGCCUCCUGCAUCCUUGUUCUUGCCACCAUCCAACUGGGCCUGCACCUCUGGCAACUGAGGCGGCAGCCCGUGUGGCCCCAAGGUCAGUUGUGUCCUGAUGAGGAGGGAGGGGGACCCAGGCCAGGUGCUGAUCACAGCCCCUUACAGAGACCCAGCCACUCCUGGAGGGGCUGCCACCACCUGCUGAGGACACCUGCAGCUGCCAGUUCCCAGAGGAAGAGCGGGGAGAGCGGCUGGAGGAGAAGGGACGGCCAGGGGACCAGUGGGUGUGAGCCUGGUCAUCCCCAGCAGCAGCUGCACCAGAGCCAGGCCCUCCGGGCUCGUCCAGGCCAGUCUCGAGCAAGGCCUCUGCUCUGGGCCCGGCCCUGCUCCCUGCAGUGGUGGAAGUGGGUGGAGGAUGGUGUCACUGCUGAGACCCCAGCUACACAGAAGGGGAGCCAUGGCGGGGCUCUGUGGCAGAGACAGUGCCAAAGUUGCUCUCCCUAACAGUGUGGCCCUCUGGGCCAUACCUGGCUGCAGCCCUGUUCUUAAUAAACACUUGCACAGUGA